Messenger RNA from Ostrea edulis (European flat oyster), 3130 nucleotides. RefSeq lists its product as uncharacterized. The record is from RefSeq and is a predicted model, not a curated record. NCBI's taxonomy places the organism in Eukaryota, Metazoa, Mollusca, Bivalvia, Ostreida, Ostreidae. Gene Ontology annotation, molecular function: lipase activity; protein binding. The coding region runs from base 52 to 3066 and encodes 1004 amino acids. The transcript is spliced from 18 exons. Gene Ontology annotation, biological process: lipid metabolic process.
UAAGGAAUAUGUGUGUUCGGAUCUGAUAUACUAAGCAGUACAACUGACACAAUGAGGUCACAGAUAGCACUAGUGUUGACUUUCGCAGCUACUAUACAGGCAACAACAGUAAAUCCACUAGCCAACAAAACUGUUUGUUAUGACUACGUCGGUUGUUUCAACAACCUCCCUCCAUUUGAUAACGCUGCCUUUGACUUGCCGCAGUUUCCAGAUGACAUAGGGACGAAGUUCUUGUUGUUUACACGUAGAAAUCCACACCUUCCAGAUACUCUGGAAUAUGUCUCCCAAACAUCGGUCGUCAAUUCUCAUUAUCAAAGUGAUCUGCCAACAAAGCUCAUUAUCCAUGGAUUUUCCAAUAAUGUUCAAACGGAAUGGUUACACACAAUGAAAGACGCUUUCUUGAAGCAGGGGGAUUACAAUGUCAUCAUUGUGGCUUGGGGGAAGGGGGCUGUCGGGCCCGAUUAUAACCAGGCCGUCUCCAACACAAGACUGGUGGGAACUCAAACGCGGCUCAUCAUUCAGAAACUGGUUCAGGCGGGAGGUAGUCUAACAGAUGUCCACAUCAUAGGUCACAGCCUAGGUGCCCACACUGCAGGCUUGGCAGGCAGACAACUACAUGGCAAAGUCGCCAGAGUCACUGGCCUUGAUCCAGCUAGGCCAAGGUUUGAAAAUCAUCCACCUGAGGUCAGAAUAGACCCAACUGAUGCUCUGUUUGUCGACGUCAUUCACACAAACGGAGAACCUAUAAACCAGGGAGGGGCGGGGCUAAUGCAAGUGUCAGGUCACGUAGAUUUUUACGUGAAUGGAGGACAGUCACAACCAGGAUGUCCAAACGUGGUGUCGGGAACCUUUGAACAGCUGUUUGAUCGCAAUCUGUCUGGAGCUGUAAUAGCAGCAUCUUGUAGCCAUGGAAGAGCUCACGAGUAUUUCACGGAAUCCAUUCAGACGAACUGUCCAUUUACAACAUACCCAUGUGACAGCUACGAAAAGUUCAGUGCAGGGGGGUGUAAAACAUGCGGCACACGUGGAUGCUCUCAGCUUGGUCUAAACGCAGAUAAAAAUACAGGGCGCGGGAAAAUGUUCCUCAACACGCAAAUCAAAACCACCAAACCAUUCUGUGGCUACCAUUACGUUGUCACAACUGUAUUUGGAUUAGAGGAUUCUAUCGGUCAAUUGUUUCUAACAAUUCAUGACUCUGUUGGACAAGCACAGCAAAUUGCCAUUACUGAUUCAGAAGUACACUUGAGAGCUGGAAUGAAUCAUACCCAGAUUGUAGUUUUGGCCACCAGAUUUCCAGACAUUGCAUCUAUAGAUCUUCUGUAUAAAAAGAAGAACGGCUUUUUGUUCGGUUGGGGGGGAGGAAAGAACCAACUGACAUUGACGUCAGUGUCCAUAGAGGAAAUUCGCACUGGGAAUAAAUACAAUUUCUAUAUGAGAGGAACCAGCCUUCCAGACGGGGUAACUGUCAGUACCACUCAAAGAUCCGCCACUUCCAAUGUUAACUAUGAUUUAGUGCGUUCCUUAUCUCUGCUAGCGGCGUCAAACAUGGCUAUGUCAUGGAUAAUUUUCCUUGCUGGGCUGUGUUUAGAGAUUUGUGGUGGAGAAGAUUCCGCUGUCACCACUCUUACCCCUGGGACUCCGACUCCUCCCACACCCGGAAACACAACCACCCCCAAGCCAAACCCAUACGCCAAUAAGACUAUAUGUUACGCAUACGUCGGCUGCUUCGAUAAUUUUCCACCCUUCGAUAAUGCUAAUCUUGAUUUACCUCGGUCUCCAGAAGAAAUUGGGACCGAAUUUGUAUUAUAUACCAGAAGGAACUGGAAUAGCUCACACCAUCUAAAUUAUACAUCGCUAACUUCCAUAAGAAAUUCCUUCUACAAGAGCACCGCUAAAACGAAAUUUAUCAUUCAUGGAUUUACCAACACGAUCAAGUCCACAUGGUUGCACAAAAUGAAAGACGCUUUUCUGAAGAGGGGUGAUUUUAAUGUUGUCAUUGUGGCAUGGGGCAAUGGCGCCACAGCACCUAACUACAACCAGGCUGUUUCUAAUACCCGAAUGGUUGGGACUCAGCUUCGUCUUAUUAUUGACAUGUUAGUCAGAGCGGGGGGUAAAGUCAGCGACAUGCAUCUGAUCGGUCACAGCCUUGGUGCUCACACUGCAGGUUACACAGGUCGACUUCUGCAUGGCAGAUUAAACAGAAUCACAGGCAUGGAUCCAGCAGAGCCCGACUUCGAACAUCUCUCCGCGGGAAUUCGUUUGGAUCCCGCCGAUGCAGUCUUUGUUGACGUCAUUCAUACAAACGGUGCUCCAUUUAGUAGUCUUGGUUAUGGUCUCAUGCAAGCUUCUGGUCACGUGGAUUUCUAUGUCAAUGGAGGAGAAAAACAACCUGGAUGUCCUAAUCAAAUAAGCGGGCUAUUAGGAAGUCUUUUUACUUUUAAUACCACAGCCAUGGGAGAGGCGGUCGCUUGUAGCCACGGAAGAGCUCACGUGUAUUUCACGGAGUCUAUUCUAACGGAUUGUCCAUUUACAGCAUAUCCGUGUGAUAACUUCGAAAAUUUUACUCGCGGGGAAUGUAUGACCUGUGGCACGAGAGGUUGCUCUCAAAUGGGUUACUAUGCCGACCAGUACUCAGCUAGAGGAAAAAUGUACCUCAGCACUGUAGUGAGAGAGAGGGAACCGUUCUGUGGUUUUCACUAUGUGAUAAAAUAUGACCUGGGGACAACCGACAGUUAUGGCACUCUGUUUUUCAACCUAAAAGGAGCGUUUGGAAACACACAUCCGAUUGCUGUGAAUGAAAAAGACACUCAUCUAAAAACAAGUGGAGUGGUCACAAAAGUUGUAGCUGUUCCCACCGAGGUUGGAGAGGUCACGUCAGUAGAUGUUCUAUACAGGAAAAAGAAAGGCUUCUUAUGGGGUUUUGGAGGGGGACAAGAUAACAUUGAGGUCAUCUCGGUGUCCGUCACGUCAGGAGAAUUAGGGGACAGUUCCUCCUUUUGUUUACGUAAAUCGGUGGAUGAUGGAGUCCGGGUGACAAUUCCAAGACAACAAGGCACUGUGUGCUAACUGUACAGACUACAUCCAUCAAGUGUGUGUAUGUGCAGCUACAGAAAAUAAACCCGAAAGUUCA